ACCCAUUAGGGUGUCCACCAGCAGUGCUCAAUUAAGGAGCUAAUAAAACAUCAUUUUCAAACAUUUGCCAAAAUGCAAUUCGUAGAAAAACGCCAUUCUAUACCGAGUACCUGGUGCGAGCAGUUUCAUAUGUGACAGAGAUGAACAUCUCUGUUAGAAACUUCGAAUGAAGGGGAAUCUGAAGACGCAACUAGGAUGGGACACUAAAAAUGACUAGGAUUGCGCCUUUGGCAUCUGCACAACGAAAAAAAGUUGAUAUGAAAACCAAUGGAACAGCAGAGAAAUGCUGGUUUCAAUGGCAUAGGAGGAAGUCUUUAUAAAAUAAAAUGCCUCCACGGUUCUAUAGUGUGAUUUUUCCGAGGCUAUUUUGAAGCAAGUGGUAGAGCGCGUGGCGGUGGUGCUGCUGGGUGGGAGAUGGGCUGGGAAGAGCUCCAGUGGCAACAGCCUCCUCGGACUAGACAGCUCUACUGGGGGGUUCAACGUGGGGAAACAGACCGACACAUGCAUCAUGAAGGAAACUAAAAUAGACAGUACUCUGGUGAGUGUGAUCGACACGCCGAGCUGGAUGUGGGUCCCUGCUGCGGACACCUCAGAGGAGGUUAAAAGUCAACUGAAGAGGAGUGUGACACUGGCCGAACAGGGUGGACACCCUGCCUUCCUAUUGGUCUACCCUCUGGGGUCGCCCUUCCUCAGGAGACACAAGGUGGCUGUGGAGGAACACCUAGCACUGCUGGGAGAGGCAGAGGAGGUGUGGGGACACACCAUGGUUCUGUUCUCUAGAGGAGACUGGCUGGCCGGUAGGGGGACCUCUAUAGAAGAACACAUUCAGACGGCUGGGCCAGAGCUCCUAUGGCUCUUAGAGAAAUGUGGGAAUAGGUACCAUGUCAUUAACAACAAGGAGAAAGAGAUGGAGAAGGUGAAGGAGCUACUACAGAAGAUUAAAGAGAUGGUACGAAAUAGGGAAGAGAUGGCAGAAGAGAGAGAAGGGAUGCCGCCGGUGAAAAGGAGGAGGAAAAGCAUGGAGGAGCCAAAUCAAAUGACUGGAGAGAAGUCAGCGGCAGGUGGAGAAGUUGGAGAACCAUCCGAUGCUCAAAAGAAGGACUAACUGUACUGGAUUAGUUGCUAGUAUCAAGCUGACUUCAAUGCUCUUAUUUUAACUUAUAGAGAAGGACUAUUCAACCUUUUCUUGCCCAGUGACGACCUCCCAGGCUAACCCGCGAACCCCCAUCAUACGUUAGCAGAUUUUUAUUUUUAAUAUUCACAUCUUGUCAUAUCAUCAGCUGAAUGAUAAGGGCAAGGAGAAUAAGCCUAGUGAACAUUUUAAAAUUAAUAGAUUUGGUAGAUCGUUUACUUUGACCUCCCCACAUUAUAAUUGGAAGAGGAAGUGUAACUCUUAACAUAGCCUAUUAGCUAGAAAGGUAACUUCAAACACAUUUUUGCUAAGAGCAUCUGUUUAGCUAGUUCAAGAAAGGUUAGCCAUGUGCUGGCAAAAAUGUAUAUCCAAGUCAAGAAAGCUUACCAGCAGCAAGUGGCACUACCUCACUAGUAGCCUAGCCACGGAUGCUUUUUCAAAGCCCAUGUCAGAUGCAAUUGGCUCCAAUUAGUGUAAUUUGCUCAAUAUUAGGAGUUAUAAAGUUGACAUCAUUAGAAAGAUGAUAUGCUCCUCUUUUCUACUGUAGGUAUGUAAUUCCAAAUUAGUUUGUUGUUGCUUACGAUAUUUAGAAAAAUGAUUGAAAUAAGAAAUCUACUAAUAUUUUUGCUGCGGACCCCAUGCCGCGGACCCCCGGUUGAAUACCCCUGUUCUGGAGGACUCCAUGGCCAAGUCCACUCUCAUCUGACAGACAUGCUUGUUCCAAACAAGCAGUUGUUUUAAAUUAUAUCAAUGUUUUGUAUGCAUAUUUUACUGUGUUAUGUUCUGUAUGUUAGUCAUUUUCUGUUAUGUAUUGUGUGAUCAUUGUUACGCUGUCCUCUGGCAAUAUCUGGUGGCUGUUACAAUACACAACACCAUUAACCCUCUAGAGUCGAAGCCCUGUCUAAGGAGGCGGGAGGGUUCUAAACUAACAUAUGGACUUGUUUUAAGACGGUCAUACCAAGGAUUAUUUAGCUAUUUGAUUUUUAAUUUUAUGAUCCCUUAAGGUAUCAAAAAAUAUAUAAUAACAAUUUGGGAUGAAACAUUGAAUUUUACAUUACUGCUAUUAGCCAAUAAAAAUGCAUUGAAUCUCA
This is a messenger RNA of Oncorhynchus gorbuscha (pink salmon), 2223 nucleotides long. Its product is annotated as GTPase IMAP family member 4-like. Gene Ontology annotation, molecular function: GTP binding. NCBI's taxonomy places the organism in Eukaryota, Metazoa, Chordata, Actinopteri, Salmoniformes, Salmonidae. The record is from RefSeq and is a predicted model, not a curated record. Bases 509 to 1105 code for a protein of 198 amino acids. The transcript has 3 exons.